GUGGCGGUAGGGACUUGCUCGGGACAGUUGGGCACUCCCUUCGCUACUAGAGGGGAACAGGAUAUUAUUGAUGUGCUUCAUGACAUUGAAGACAGGAACCUGAAGGAAUAUUAUUGUUUUCAAUAGAUGUUAAUAUUUUAAUAGAAGUUGAUUCGGGAAAGAUCGGACUAACGCAUCCCAUUGCACCCUCCAUCAUCCAUCCAUCAUGAGUUCCUGGGUUGUGAACAAGAAAGGAGGGCUGCGGUACUGCCACCACUUCCUCACAGACAACAGCAUCUUUCAUGUGGAGCGAUGUAUGAGCGCCAUGCAGUCAGGGACCCAGAUGGUGAAGUUGAAGGCUGGUUCCAAGGGGCUGGUGAGACUGUUCUACCUGGACGAACAUCGCUCCUGUAUCCGAUGGAGACCCUCACGCAAGAGCGAGAAGGCCAAGAUCACCAUUGAUUCGCUGUACAAGGUGACGGAGGGCCGUCAGUCAGACAUCUUCCACCGCCAUGCGGAGAACAGUUUCGACCCAGCCUGCUGUUUCACCGUUUAUCAUGGCAACCACAUGGAGUCCCUAGACCUGGUGACCUCUAACCCUGAGGAGGCUCGGACCUGGAUGACAGGAAUACGAUACCUGAUGGCUGGCAUCAGUGACGAGGACUCACUGGCAAAACGACAACGCACACACGACCAAUGGAUGAAGCAGACGUUUGAGGAGGCUGAUAAGAACGGGGAUGGUCUGUUGAACAUGGAGGAGAUCUACCAGCUACUGCACAAGAUGAACGUCAACCUGCCCCGCAGGAAGAUCAAACACAUGUUCCAGGAAGCGGACUCGGAUGACCAACAGGGCACGUUGACUUUUGAGGAGUUCAGUGUGUUUUAUAAGAUGAUGUCACUGCGGCGGGACCUGUAUCUGCUGCUUAUGGGAUACAGUGACAGGAAGGACCACCUGACUGCUGACGAGCUGGCCAACUUCCUGCUCAACGAACAGAAGAUGGUGAAUGUGACUACAGAGUACUGUUUGGAUGUCAUCGAAAAGUUUGAGCUGUCUGAAGAGAACAAACAGAAAGGCAUUCUGGGAAUUGAGGGUUUCACCAGUUUCAUGCGCAGUCCCACGUGUGAUGUGUUUAACCCUGAACACCAUGAAGUGAACCAGGACAUGGAUCAGCCUCUGAGUAGCUACUACAUCUCCUCGUCUCAUAACACCUACCUGACGGGAGACCAGCUGCUUUCUCACUCCAAGACAGACAUGUACGCCUGGGUACUACAGGCUGGCUGCCGCUGUGUGGAGGUGGACUGUUGGGAUGGUCCUGAUGGAGAGCCCAUGGUCCAGCAUGGCUACACUCUGACCUCCAAGAUCACCUUCAAGUCUGUCAUAGAGACCAUCGACAAAUACGCCUUCAUCAACAACCAGUACCCAGUGAUCCUGUCCAUAGAAAACCAUUGUAGCAUCCAACAACAG
Molecule: messenger RNA, 1444 nt
Organism: Salvelinus fontinalis (brook trout)
Lineage: Eukaryota; Metazoa; Chordata; Actinopteri; Salmoniformes; Salmonidae
Product: 1-phosphatidylinositol 4,5-bisphosphate phosphodiesterase eta-1-like
Exons: 10
Biological process (GO): lipid metabolic process; phosphatidylinositol-mediated signaling
Molecular function (GO): phosphatidylinositol-4,5-bisphosphate phospholipase C activity; calcium ion binding
Source: RefSeq, a predicted model, not a curated record